Kickxella alabastrina is the source of this 1079-nucleotide messenger RNA. RefSeq lists its product as uncharacterized. The coding region runs from base 150 to 866 and encodes 238 amino acids. The transcript has a single exon. The record is from RefSeq and is a predicted model, not a curated record. Lineage: Eukaryota; Fungi; Kickxellomycota; Kickxellomycetes; Kickxellales; Kickxellaceae.
UUGAUCAUAUUUUUUUUAGUGUUUGUUUUUUUGAUGUUUCUUAAAUGGCAGAGCAAAUAUUGUCGAUUAAUAAACUCACCAUUCUUCUUUUUAUUUUUCUAUUUUCUAUUUUUCAAAUCGGCCUGUAUUGUAUUUACUGAUUCCACACAAUGAGCACGACAGCUUUUCAGGGGUUUACAACACCGCGGCGGCGCCCAAUGACACCCGGGCGGCGUGACCACGUUCUGCCCUCCUUCAACAGCCCAGCAUCGAUCAAAGUCGGGCGACUAUUGGAAACAGCCUACAGCGGACUCUCGAGCGGAGCCAUGUCUCUAGAAGACGAGCUCCCCGGCCACAUAGUCGAUGGUCUCUCAGCAAACGCCGUAGCAUCGACGAGCGAAGAAUACGAGGCCCCCCGUGUGUGGUUCCAGAAGGACGAGGACCGGCGUCAGAACCAGGAGUUCACUCGGCGCGUUGACGAAAUGGUACAGGAGCUAAAGAGGCUUAUUCGCGAGCGCGCCAAAGAUUACGCGCACCAGAUUGAUGAGGGGAAGGAGAGGGAGAGGAGGAUGGUCGGGGAUAUGGAGGCGCUAGAAGCGGAGAAUAAGGAAAUAGUGCGCGCAUUAAAGGAUGAGCACGGCGAGGAGGAGGCAUUGUGCAGGGAGAUUAGUGCGCUGCAGGUUAAGCAAAGAGAGGUGCUGGAGGGGGCUAACCAGAUGUCGGGGAUGGUGGCUAGGCUCGAGAUGGAGAUAGCGAGGAAGCAGAAGGCGGCUGAUGAGAAGAAGAGGGUGUUGGAGGCGCAGGCUGCGAAGAAUCAGCCGGAGCUGGACUUUUUUGAAAAAAAAUGGGCCUGGCUAUUGUCGCUGGUGAGUCUAAGGACUCGCUGACCUUUGUGUUCACAUUAAUAUCCCUUUCGGAGCCGCUGCGUCCGUUUUCGAUCACCGUUGACUUGUCGCAGAGCGACUACCGGGUAGUCGCGUGCAAGCCGGAGAUUAAGGAUGUGGAGAGCCACGUCGAGUGGCUCAACAUGUCCAGAGACAUCUUCGGGUUCAUCAAGCGUAUCCGCAAGGACUUUGUAGAUAUGUACUUUGAAUCAGCCU